AUGGAUUUGAUAAUUCUAAUAUCAGAGGAGGGUAAGGAAGCUGGGAAGGGCCUGGAGAAUAAAUCUCAUGAGGAGCGACUGCAGGAGCUGGGGAUGCUCUCAGCAGGAGAUGAAAAUGUGGCAAACACCAGCUCUCCCUCCCUUAAGUCACCUCCACCUGCACGCUCCACAUCACUCUCACCUCCAGGCACCACUAAAGGAGUCGAGCCAGCCAUGACUACACCUGGUGUCUCUCCUGGAGACAGCACAUACCUUUCCACGCACGCAGGCUCCAACCCUGCCAUGGGAAUCAGCAGCCUACCGCACAGCAGCACUGCUGCCCUCACCACACACGCCCCCAUUGCCUUCAGGAAUGCUUCACCAGAUUAUCACACUUCAGCAUCCUUGCACAGCACCAUCUCACCAGCCAGCAUGCCAGCAAGCACUGGGAUCACCCCUACUCCCCUAAUAGGUGUUUCCACACUGACAACUGAAGAACCCUGUGGUGAGAAUCCUUUCAAAGUUGUGGUUAAAAACAGCAGAUACGCGCAAGUAUGUUGGAGCAGCCCAUUUGCCUGUGAUAAAACAACUGUUACCUGCAAAGAUUCACCAGGCUUUAAAGAAUUUAACCAAACUUGUAAAUAUCAGCACACCUUAUUACCCAACCAUGAGUACAACUGCACUGGGGUCGUACAUUUUUUUGGAAAGGACUUUAAGUAUAGCUUUCCCAUAGCAACAGAUUAUGGUGCUCCAGGAGCACCAGAAAACCUUACAGUGAUUUCUGGUGAAAGAAAUGUAACAGUUACAUGGCAGAAACCUAGUGACAUUUCAAUGGGCCCUAUAUAUGGCUAUACAGUGAGAUGCAAUGGCACAAAGACAGAAUUUGUCAACAGGACUGAAUUUACUUGCCAUGAAUUAGAACCUUACAGGAACGGUUUUGUAUCUGUGACUCCAUGUACAAAGAGCAAAUAUUACAAUGAAACACUUACAGGGAAAACUGCAACACGCAACUUCACAACAGAAUCAGCAGAACCACAGCAAGUGAUCGACGUUAGUGCAACACUGACAGCUGAUAAUGCAGUCCAAAUCACAUGCAGAAGUCAACAAGUGUAUGGAAGACUAAAAGUAUUUAGGCUGAUGUGGGAGAAUGAUGGGACGAAGGUCUCCAAUGAAACUGGUUGUGAUUUUAGAAAAGAAAAUCUCUUGUACCUGACAAACUAUUCAUUUGCGAUCUCAGUGUUUAAUGGAGCUUAUGAAGGGCAGCCAGUAAAGAGCAGUAUAAGAACCAGAUAUAAUUCUAAAGCCCUGAUUAUAUUCCUGGUGUUCUUGAUCAUUGUGACAACAAUUGCUUUACUCCUGGUUCUGUACAAAAUCUAUGAUCUUCACAAAAAAAAGCUUAGCAGUUCUUCUGAAGGCAUGGACCUUGUUCCAAUUCUAGAUGAAAGGCAGCUUCUGAACAUAGAGCCAAUACCUUCGGAGAACUUGCUGGACAUGUACAAGAGGAAGAUUGCUGAUGAAGGACGACUCUUCUUGGAUGAAUUUCAGAGUAUUCCUAGAGUGUUCACUAAAUUUUCAAUAAAGGAGGCCAAAAAAAGCCAUAAUCAGAACAAAAACCGUUACAUCGAUAUCCUUCCAUAUGAUCAUAACCGUGUCGAGCUCUCAGAGAUCCCAGGAGAUCCAGGGUCAGACUAUAUCAAUGCAAGUUACAUUGAUGGCUUCAAAGAACCAAGAAAAUACAUUGCUGCACAAGGCCCUAAGGAUGAGACCACAGAUGAUUUCUGGAGAAUGAUCUGGGAGCAGAAGGCAACAAUUAUUGUCAUGGUGACUCGCUGUGAGGAAGGAAAGAGGAACAAAUGUGCCCAGUACUGGCCAUCAAUGGAGAAUGGCUCUGCAACAUAUGGGGACAUCAUUGUGAAGAUCAAGGAAAGCAAAACAUGUCCAGACUAUGUCAUUCAGAAACUGCACAUCACAAAUGGAAGAGAAAGGACAGCUGGAAGAGAUGUAACUCAUAUUCAGUUCACAAGCUGGCCAGACCACGGAGUCCCUGAGGAUCCACAUCUUCUUCUCAAACUCAGACGCAGAGUUAAUGCUCUCAGUAACUUUUUUAGUGGUCCAAUAGUGGUUCAUUGCAGCGCUGGUGUUGGUCGCACUGGGACAUACAUAGGAAUUGAUGCCAUGCUGGAGGGGCUGGAUGCAGAAGGCAGAGUGGAUGUUUAUGGCUACGUUGUGAAGCUGCGCCGGCAGCGGUGCCUCAUGGUUCAAGUAGAGUCACAGUAUAUCCUUAUCCACCAAGCACUUGUGGAAUACAAUCAGUAUGGAGAAACAGAGGUCAGUCUCUCAGAACUGCAUUCCUAUCUUAACAAUCUGAAAAGAAAAGACCCUCCAAGUGAUCCUUCCCUGCUGGAGGCAGAGUUUCAGAGAUUACCUUCCUACAAGGGGUGGCGGACACAGAACACUGGGAAUCGUGAGGAAAAUAAAAGCAAAAAUAGGAAUACCAACAUCAUUCCAUAUGACUUCAACCGAGUGCCAAUCAGGCAGGAAGAUGAACGCAGUAAGGAGGGUGAACAUGAUUCAGAUGAUUCCUCAGAUGAGGAGAGUGAUUGUGAGGAAUCAAGCAGAUACAUCAAUGCCUCCUUCAUAACUGGUUACUGGGGUCCAAAAGCCAUGAUUGCCACACAGGGACCACUGCAGGAAACUGUCUCUGACUUCUGGCAAAUGGUCUUCCAAAGAAAAGUCAAAGUCAUCGUUAUGCUGACAGAGCUGAAAGAAGGAGAGCAGGAACUCUGUGCACAGUACUGGGGAGAUGAAAAACAAACAUAUGAUGGCAUAGAAGUUCAAAUGACAGAUGCCAACUGUUGUCCUAGCUAUACCAUGCGUGCAUUUGACAUUACACAUCUGAAGAUGAAAGAAACACAGAAGGUGUAUCAGUAUCAGUAUCACAAGUGGAGUGGCUUCGAUGUUCCAGAGAAUCCCAAAGAUUUAGUCAGCAUGAUUCUCAACCUCAAACAAAGAGUGCCAGCCAGAGCAGUCACCGAGGACAAGAGUACCCGCAGCAUCCCACUUGUCGUCCACUGUCGUGAUGGAUCACAGCAGACUGGUGUGUUCUGUGCUUUAAUGACCCUCUUGGAAAGUGCAGAGACAGAAGAAGUAAUAGAUGUUUUCCAAGUGGUAAAAGCUCUUCGUCGCACCAGGCUGGGAGUGGUCUCCACCUUUGAACAGUACCAGUUUCUGUAUGACACCAUUGCCAGUACCUACCCCGCACAGAAUGGACAGAUAAAGAAGAACAGCGAUCAGAAAGAUAAAGUUGAAUUUUGCAGUGAAGUAGAAAAACCAGAUCAGGAAACUGAUUUGAUCACUAUUGAUCUUAACCCACCACCACCAGAGGAAAAGGAGCUUUCUGAAGGAUGUGAUGAAUCCAAAGCUGCAGAUAGCACUAAGGGAACAGAAAGCUCCUCAAACGGCCCCACUGCUCCAGUUCUCACUUAA
Molecule: messenger RNA, 3465 nt
Organism: Indicator indicator
Lineage: Eukaryota; Metazoa; Chordata; Aves; Piciformes; Indicatoridae
Gene: PTPRC
Product: protein tyrosine phosphatase receptor type C
Exons: 31
Coding region: 1-3465 (1154 amino acids)
Biological process (GO): negative regulation of protein kinase activity; protein dephosphorylation; positive regulation of peptidyl-tyrosine phosphorylation
Molecular function (GO): protein binding; protein tyrosine phosphatase activity
Source: RefSeq, a predicted model, not a curated record